AUGCUAUCCGAACUGUUGCCUCUGUUCUACCUGCUCAGCCCGGUUCUGAGCCAGGAUGCCCCAGCCGGAGCCACAGGUCGCCGCUUCGUUUGCAACGCCAUCCCGCCGGGCGCAGAACCCGGCUGCGGCUACGGUCCGACCGGCAACCGUUUGCAGACAAGCGGCCCAGCCGAGGACGAGCUGCGGAACACCAUCAUCCAACUCCGGGAGACCAUCCUGCAGCAGAAGGAGACCAUCGUCAGCCAACAGGGGACUAUCAAGGAGCUCAACUCUAAGCUGGCGCGCUGCGAGGCGGCGGCCGACGACUCGGUGCCGCCGGGCAAGUCGCGGGGGCAGGGUUCCAGGAGGAAGGACAACGGCAAGAACACUAUGGGGGACUUGCCCCGGGACCCCAGUGAAACCAUCAACCAGCUUGGCAAGACAAUGCAAAGUCUGAAGGGACGCCUGGAGAGCUUGGAGCAACAGAGUUUGCAACUCCCAAACACAAAUGCGUCAGCCGGAAGUGUUCCGGCCCUGACUCCUUUGCCACCGCAGCUUCGGGAGCUCCUGGGCCAGCGUCUGGGGGUUCUGGAGACGCAGCUCCUGCGAAAGGUGGCCGAGUUGGAGGAAGAGAAAAGCCAGCUUUACAACGAAACGGCGGCCCAUCGCCAACGCACUGAAAAUGUGCUGAAUUCACUCCUGGAGAGGAUCACAGAGCUGGAGAAAAACAACAAUGCCUUCAAGUCUCCUGAGGAUUUCAAGGUAUCCCUGUCCCUGCGCACCAACUACCUGUACGGGCGCAUCAAGAAGGCCCUCCCCGAAAUGUACGCCUUCACCGUGUGCAUGUGGCUCAAGUCUAGCGCCAGCCCCGGCAUCGGAACCCCCUUCUCGUACGGAGUGCCAGGCCAGGCUAACGAGAUUGUGCUUAUUGAAUGGGGGAACAACCCUAUUGAGUUGCUGGUUAACGAUAAGGUGGCCCAGCUUCCUCUUUCGGUGAGUGACGGGCGCUGGCACCACAUCUGUGUCACCUGGACUACCAGGGACGGCUUCUGGGAGGCCUACCAGGACGGCGAGCGACUCGGCACUGGGGACAACCUGGCCCCCUGGCACCCAAUUAAACCCGGCGGGGUGAUCAUUCUGGGUCAGGAGCAGGACAUCGUCGGAGGCCGUUUCGACGCCACCCAGGCCUUCGUGGGCGAGCUGAGCCAAUUCAACAUGUGGGACCGAGUACUCCGGCCCGUGGACAUCGUGGGCUUGGCCAACUGCUCGGCAUACAUGCCCGGCAACGUGGUCCCUUGGAUCGACGCCAACGUGGAAGUGUUCGGCGGAGCCACCAAAGCUCCUCUGGAGAUUUGUGAGGACCGCGCCUUUGAUUCUUAA
Messenger RNA from Nerophis lumbriciformis (worm pipefish), 1359 nucleotides. Lineage: Eukaryota; Metazoa; Chordata; Actinopteri; Syngnathiformes; Syngnathidae. The record is from RefSeq and is a predicted model, not a curated record.